AUUCGAUGACUUGUUUCAGUUUGGAAGGUGUUUUGUUUACUUAUGAAUUUUCCCCAUCAUAGGGAUAUCGUUUUCGUUUCUUCGGACUCAAUUUUGAGAACGUAGAUUUUAGAAAAUAUUGAGCAUUGAAUCGUCUUUGUGCUGUAUUUGAGUGUAGUGUUGAGUUGUGUAUGGAUGUAAUACAUUGAAAUGAAAAAAUAUCAUAAUAUCGACGUGAUAAAUAACCGAAAUAUUGGCAAUUCUUUUGAUCCGCAUUUGAAUGUCUCAAUUAAGUCAAAAUCACAAGGACCCACAAAAUUCGAAAAAAAUCUAGCAGAAAAGUUAUUUCUCCGUAGAGUCUAUACUGGAAGUCGGUCGGUGAAACCAUGCCAAAUUUCCAGUUACCGCGCUAACUUUCUCAUAGUGUUCAGUCCUGAUGGAACGAAACUAGCCUCUACAAAUGGUGAUCAUAAUGUUUAUAUCAUCGAUAUUGCAACUUGCAAAGUAUUAAAUACUUUGAAAGGUCACAAACGUACCCCUUGGACGGUAGCUUUUCAUCCGUCCAACAAUAAUGUCUUGGCCUCUGGCUGCCUUAACGGAGAAGUUCGUGUGUGGAAUUUGAACGAUGAUUCUUUUGAAAGUUGGCAAUCUCCAGGCCAUACGGUCAUUGCGUCUGUUGCAUUUCAUCCGAAAUUCAAUAUACUGGCUAUUGCUACUUUCAAAGAUAUAUAUUUUUGGGACUGGAACACAUCGAUUAUUUUUGGCCAAACAUCCACCGAAAGUGACGAAGAAAAAAUUAGAUAUAUCAAAUUUGAUUCAACGGGCGAUAAAUUGAUAACAGCGAUUGCUUUGAAAAAUAGAAUGUUAUCUCAGUACGAUUCGAUUGCUUUUCGCGAAGUCUUUCAAUUUUCUUGUGAGCGACGUAUUUUAAAGGAUAUUAAGAUGAUAAUGAAAUUUUGCGAUUCACUUUUUCAGGACAUGCCUGAAAAACACAUCGUGGAAAAAGUGUCUCCUUUGAAGAAAACCACGAAACCAGCGAGUCGUUUACGAAGUGAAUCUCUGUUAGAAGAAACGUUACCUUAUCUGUGUAAAUUCCAUUUAGAUUUGGUAUCAGGACAUUUAAACGUCACUUGCUUUUGUCCGACUGAAUUUUCUACGAAAGUCCUAGAUAUACUGAAGAAAAAUACGUUACCGUUUGAUUACCUGGUUGAUAAAUGCUAUUUUUGCAGGUAUACAUGGUUGUAUAAUUCAGUAUUUCAACUAAGAAUCAUGAAUCAACAGAAGAACCACAUUUGCCAAGGUAUACGUCGUUUUUCGGAGGACGAUCAUGUUUGGUCAUUUAGCGACUGCAGAUAUCAAGAAUUAUUGGAAGAGAAUGCCAACGAAUUGAAUGGUGUUACGGAGGAAACACUUAGAUAUUGUUUUGAACAAUUUGCCAAAACUCGUAUUGCUCCACAUUUCGCAGAAUUCAUGCCGGAGGAUGGGCUGUGUUCUAAAAACUCCAAUUCCGAUUUUCUCGAUGAUGAACAAAAUAAAGAACCUGGCAACCCAUCUACUUCGAAAAAACCAUUCACUCACGAGAUUCCCUUACGUUCAGACUGCUUUUUGAAGUUCUGCGAAACAUUCAAAUUAUUACCAAGUGGUACUUUCGUACCAUUUUUAACCUCUUUCGCCGAAUUAUAUCAUUAUCUGCCAGCUUUACAGCAGAUAUCCACAAAGGACGAUACAAGUCGUUUAAACUUGAUCAUGAAUGAGUGGGAAUAUCUUUAUUGCAAACUUCUUCUUAUAAAUAAUAUGAUAGAAGGCGAUAAUGGGCUGAUAUUGAAAAAACGUUCCGUUAAAACCAUAGAUUUGAAUUUGGAAUCCGAUGAUAAUAUCAAUUCCAGUAUUUUUAAAGAAAAUCAGGAACUAAAAAAACGUUUAUUUCGCGAGAAACAGAAUCACCCAGCCGAUAGUAAGCGGAUUAAUAAAGAAAAUGAAGAAAGCGGCAACAUGAAAAAAAUAAAAUCUGAUAAAUAUGAUGUGAACGAAGGUGCGUCCACUUCUUCAUAUUUUCCGGAAAAUAAGCAAAAUUGUAGUAGUGAUGGAAAUGAGAAUGCAGAUACCACGAAUUGCACAAAUUGCGAAAAACCCGAGAAACAAUGCAACUUCUGCAGAAAAUUUGACAGCAGUAAUUAUAAAUUGUCUAAUACGGCUUUGCAAUUACUGAGGAAAGAUGUUGAUAUUUUAAGCAACGAAAUCCUUCGUAGAAACGAAUCUAAAACGCAACGUCAUCGUAUGGAAAAAUUAUACAAGCAACAACUUGAUACUGAAAUUAGUCGAAUAGAUGGCGCAUUAUUUAUCACCAUUCAAAUUAUUAAAAAAUGCAUUAGAAUGCAUCUAUCAACUUUGAUCACAGAGUUGAAAAAACUUCUGAAAAUUAAUUUAACUUUGGUGGAAUCGAAGGAUCCCGAAUUCGAUAAUGUUUACAUCCGUCUUUUCAUUUUCAUCAUCAAAAGAGUGGUUACUUUCACCCGAAGUAUUUUAGAAUUUUUAUGCGAAUACAGACGUAUUUUUAGGUACAAUAUAAACGAAUUAAUUGAAAUACGUACUGAUUCGGCGAAAACGGUUUCAACUUCGCAUCUUUCUUCGUCUCUGCGGAUUAGGCAACAUCAGAACUUGAAUUUUCGUCGAAAUUGUAAUUUUGAUGUGGACGAACCCGUAUUCAAAGAAGAAAAUAUUCCUCAUGGUUCAGAGUUGUCGGAUGAUGAAAGUAAUGUCGAAGUGUCCGACAAUAUUCUGUCUGGUAUAUCUAAUGAUCAGUUCGAUGGUUAUGUGGCUCAAAGAUGCCGACCAGGACCUUCAAAUCAAUCGACGGAUUGUAGCAAUAUUCGUUUAUUCAAAGAUUCUCGGAAUACAUUUUCAAAAAAAGUAGUCGCAUCUUCCUCUUACAUAGAUAAGCAUUUGAGAUUUCUUGAAUGUGCUUCUGAUCGAAGACUUCGUGACGACUCAAGCGCCAACAGUCAUGAAAUACUCGUGCAAAAUGUAAACCGUUUACUGUUCCAUCAGCUACAGUGUCAAUCUGUGCAAAUUCCUGAGUAUUACAAUAGUCAUCCGUUGCAUCGUUUGCAAGUAUGGGAUUUUUCUCAACUAGAGGUGCCAGAUAUCUCUAACAGAAAUCAAAAUCUCGUUGUUUCCGAAUGUAAAGUUCAUAACGAUGCUACUAUUUCCGUUUCAAAUGAUAAUUCCAAAGUGGCUGUUUUACUUUCUUCCAAUCAAUACGAUCAACCUGAUUGGCUAGGAGUUUUUAGCUUGGAAUGGAAAACUCUAGGACAAAUUUUAUGUUCGGUGGCGCUGAAUCAGAUCGCAGUAUCUUUGAGUUUUUCUCCUACCGAUCAAUAUUUAGCUGUUGGAUUUUCGUUUAUGUAUUGGGAGGAUUUGAAAAUGGCUGACAUCAUUUCGGUUCAACAAGAAAUAAAUAACUGGCGAAAUUUCAAUUUGCUGAGUAGGCGUUCGCCUAUAGCGACUUCGUUAAUUGAUAUCACAUUUGUUCAUCGUACAGAAUUCAUCAUCACAGUAAAUUGCAUCAGAUGGAGUCCGAUUCCGGGCCAAGGUUUAAUAUUUGGUAACAGUUUCGGCGAAAUUAAAUUCGUCGUUUAAACAUCAUUUUCCAAGAUUCUAAGUAUAAUUUUAUGGCUGUUUUAAUUAUAAUCACGUAUUAUGCCAAAAAUUACUUUCAUUCGGUAUUAUUCUCAUGUUAUCACGCGCGAAUUGUAGUUAGAAUAAUGAUUUUAUUUUAGUUUUAAAAUGCAGCUGUUUUUUUUUCAUCUUCAUCUUUCUGAAAGUUUUUUGGAGGGAUGUACAAAGAUGUUGCUUUGAUGUCAACGUUUUCGAAAAAAAUUUAUUUUGUGAUUUAGAUUAUGUUAAUUCUGGUAUUGUAUGUACAUACGAAUUGCGAGAUGUGAAUAUUAAGUUAGAUAUUACAUUUUCAGCUUGCGUAAAAAGUUCUCAAAUUAUGACGGUUCCUUUUUGUGUGUUAAAAACUGCAACGUUUUGUACAAUUUUUUUUUUCGAUUAUAGAAACUAGAGAUGUUUUAUCUUUUAUUUUUAAGAGUUCGCUUUUCCUCGUGUUGUUUUCAAUGAUUAAGAAAUACAUUUUAUGUUUCGUGUU
Planococcus citri (citrus mealybug) is the source of this 4129-nucleotide messenger RNA. RefSeq lists its product as uncharacterized. The transcript has 25 exons. The coding region runs from base 190 to 3618 and encodes 1142 amino acids. Gene Ontology annotation, biological process: autophagy. Gene Ontology annotation, molecular function: protein binding. Lineage: Eukaryota; Metazoa; Arthropoda; Insecta; Hemiptera; Pseudococcidae. The record is from RefSeq and is a predicted model, not a curated record. Gene Ontology annotation, cellular component: intracellular membrane-bounded organelle.